Solea senegalensis (Senegalese sole) is the source of this 1086-nucleotide messenger RNA. RefSeq names its product metaxin-1-like. Bases 31 to 1008 code for a protein of 325 amino acids. Gene Ontology annotation, cellular component: SAM complex. Lineage: Eukaryota; Metazoa; Chordata; Actinopteri; Pleuronectiformes; Soleidae. The transcript has 8 exons. The record is from RefSeq and is a predicted model, not a curated record. Gene Ontology annotation, biological process: mitochondrion organization.
CGCGAUGAAAGGUCAUUUUCCGGAGUAAAGAUGGCGGCGCCGGACGAAUUGUUUUGCUGGGAAGGAGACUGGGGUUUACCGUCCGUCAACAGAGACUGUCUGGUGGUUCUGGCAUACGCUCAGUUCUCAGGAGCUCCUCUCAAACUGAGGAAGACAUCCAACCCAUGGAAGAGUCCCAGUGGUUCACUUCCUGCCCUGAGGACCAAUCAGAACUCGACUCUGUCCAGACCUUCUGACAUCAUCAUCCACCUCAGAAAACAGAAAUACAACGCAGAUUAUGAUUUGUCAGCAAAGGAAGGCGCUGACAGCCUGGCAUUCAUUUCUCUGAUGGAGGAGAAGCUGUCGCCUGCUCUGAUCUACACGUUUUGGAUCGAACCAAAGAACUACGUGGACGUGAUUCGCCGCUGGCACGCUGAGCACAUGCCGUUCCCGCUGAACUUCUUUCUGCCGGGGCGGAUUCAGCGGCAGCAGCUGGAGAAGCUGCGGCUGCUGCGAGGAGACGACGUCCUGGAGGCGGGGGAGGAGCUGGAGAAGGAGUUGUAUGCUGACGCUGUUGAAUGCAUGAAUCUUCUGUCUCAACGACUCGGAUCAAACAAGUUCUUCUUUGGAGACUCGCCGUCCUCUCUGGAUGCCUAUGUCUUCGCUCACCUGGCUCCGAUCCUGAAGGUCCAACUGUCCAACAAUAAACUGCAGCAACAUCUGAGGACACUGAGCAACCUGAGUAACUUCUGCAACAACAUCCUGCUGCUCUACUUCCCCAGAGACAUAGGUCCAGACACCGCCCCUCAGAAGACGUCCUCUCACCCUGAAGGGGGCGGAGACUUUGACCACGUCCCAAACAAACGCAGGAAGCAGUUGUUUUCGGCUCUGGUGGCUCUGGGCGCCAUGUUAGGAUAUGCCCUCUUGACUGGGAUGGUGUCCAUCCAGCACGUCCAGAGGGAGGCGCUAGAGGAGCCUCCGGACAUGCAGCCCAUCAGAGCCCAUGACCACGAGGACGACGGAGACUGAGGACGACGAGGAAGAGCAAGAUGUUUCUGUAAUAAAUAAAAUGAUUCUCUUUUAAAGAUAAUAAAAUAAAUUAAAACA